This is a messenger RNA of Brassica napus (rape), 729 nucleotides long. RefSeq lists its product as uncharacterized. Gene Ontology annotation, molecular function: zinc ion binding; nucleic acid binding. Lineage: Eukaryota; Viridiplantae; Streptophyta; Magnoliopsida; Brassicales; Brassicaceae. The coding region runs from base 1 to 729 and encodes 242 amino acids. The transcript has 2 exons. The record is from RefSeq and is a predicted model, not a curated record.
AUGGAGAAUCCACUAGACCUUUGGACCGCUUUACAGCGACGAUAUGAUCACCAGAAAACGGUGCUAUUACCAAAGGCUAAACAUGAGUGGAAGAAUCUCAGAUUCAUGGACUAUAAGUCUGUGGAUGAAUACAAUUCAGUAUUGUUUAAGAUAGUCUCAAUGAUGAGACUUUGUGGUGAGGAAGUAACCGAGAAAGAGUUGCUUGAUAAAACAUUCUUCACGUUUCAUUCGACGAACGUGUUGCUGCAACAGCAUGAGAUGAGACCCAUCGGAACAGCAGCAUUACCAGAAGCCAAUGAGGCUGAAAAGAAAGAUCCCAAAGAGUGCAACCACGUCCAUGAUGAUAAGAGAUCACACGGCAAAGGCCGUAGUAGAUACAAAGGACGUGGCCGUGACAACUACUCAUAUGGCCGGCAAGGAAACCACAAUAACCGUGGUCGUGGUUCCAGCUAUGGUCGUGGCCGAUGCAGUUAUGACCGUGGUCGAGGCAGCAUAUCCAAACCGUCUAACUCUACCAAAUCAGCUUGUCACAGAUGCGGGAUGAGUAACCAUUGGGCCAAGAAUUGUAGAACCCCUAAACAUCUAUGUGAGCUUUAUCAAGAGAGCCUUAAGAACAAGAACCCGGAAGCCCAUAUGGUUCAUGAUACCGGGUAUGAUGCUGAUGAUGAUUACGACCUUGAAAAGGACGACCUCUUGGAUUUUGAGACUUCUGAUUGUCUCAAAGACUAA